Molecule: messenger RNA, 1872 nt
Organism: Budorcas taxicolor (takin)
Lineage: Eukaryota; Metazoa; Chordata; Mammalia; Artiodactyla; Bovidae
Gene: TIMP4
Product: TIMP metallopeptidase inhibitor 4
Exons: 4
Coding region: 491-1168 (225 amino acids)
Biological process (GO): negative regulation of membrane protein ectodomain proteolysis; negative regulation of endopeptidase activity
Cellular component (GO): extracellular matrix
Molecular function (GO): metalloendopeptidase inhibitor activity; protease binding
Source: RefSeq, a predicted model, not a curated record
GCAAGAGGUCCGGCCUUCUCUGUCGCUGUCUCUCUUGCCUGUUGUAAUUCUGUCUGCCUCUCUCUGACUCUGCCUGUCUCACUCUUUCUGUUUGAGCCUCUCUACACUCUUGUUCCUUUUGCCUGAGUCACAGCCUCUUGGUCUCUGUGCUCCCCAAGCAUCUGUCUCUGUGGCCCUGUCCUUCUGUCCUGACACCAUCCCCUUUCCCGGUGCCUUCCCUGUACUUCGAGAAGGCUCAGGCAGGGAGACAGCACCGAGGACUCUCGCGGCUCUCUCCUGCGCCUUACUGAGCCUGCCGGCCAGGAGGGCCGCGGGGCGGCAGCCCGAGGGUGGCCUGUGGCCAAGGGAGGGCGGAGCCCACUGGGGCGGGACUGGCUCUAGGUCCACCUCAUAAAGCCAGGGGCGAGGGGCGCGCCGCGCUCUGGAGAAGCCGUGGAGGGGCAGUGUGGUCUGACAGUCCCCGCAGGCUCAGUCGCAGCCCUGCGGAGACAUGCCCCGGAGCCCCCGGCCCGCGCCGAGCUGGGCGCUGCUGCUGCGGUUGCUGGCGCUGCUGCGGCCGCCGGGGCUGGGCGAGGCGUGCAGCUGCGCCCCCGCGCACCCCCAGCAGCACGUCUGCCACUCGGCGCUCGCUAUCCGGGCCAAGAUCUCCAGUGAGAAGGUAGUUCCUGCCAGCGCUGACCCUGCUGACCCUCAAAAAAUGAUCCGGUAUGAAAUCAAACAGAUAAAGAUGUUCAAAGGGUUUGAGAAAGUCAAUGAUAUUCAGUAUGUUUAUACGCCUUUUGAUUCCUCCCUCUGUGGGGUGAAACUAGAAGCUAACAGCCAGAAGCAGUAUCUCCUGACUGAAUCAUACAACAGUAUCAUCUUCUACUUGUUUAUCAACCUUGAAUAUUCACGGGAAAGACGGAUGCUAAAGCUGAUGCUCCACUGCUCUGGCCGCCUGACACGAAGAGCUGACUCACUGGAAAAGACCCUGAUGCUGGGAAAGAUUGCGGGCAGGAUGACAGAGGAUGAGGUGGUUGGAUGGCAUCACCAACUCAAUGGACUUGAGUUUGAGCAAACUCUGGGAGGUAGUGAAGGACAGGGAAGCCUGGCAUACUGCAGUCCAUGGAGUCACAAAGAAUUGGACACAACUGACCAACUGAACAACACAAUUUGUCUUCCCUACUAGUUUUAAGCUCCUUAGGGGUAGAAAUCCUGUCAUGUUUAUUUCCUGUAUUCCUGGUACCAGGCCAUAGUAGUUGCUCAGCCAGUAAAUGACUGAAUGACUGAAGCUCUAAGAGAGGUGAGGGCUAGUAUGGCCAGGGAUGGCUUUGCGUUGGUACUAAAAAGGGUAUUUGGAAAAUAGGAAAGAGUGUGAUAUGUAAAGAAGGGGAAGGGGACAGACUCACCAAGAUAUCACUGGAGCAGGAGAAAGGUUGGAAAAGGUUGAAAAGGAAGAGAGACCUACUAUGUAUCGAACAUCUUCUGUGGGUCCACAACUGUGCAGGGAACUUCAUAGACAUUCUCUCAUUUAAUCUUGACAACAACCUUAUUAUUCUCAUCUUUCAGCUGAGAAGUUACAUGGAUUUCUUAUGGUCACACACUAGUAAAUGAUAGAAAAGAAGGGAUUUCUGCCAAGAUUCUGACUUAAAGCCCACAUCCCUCUGUCUGCACCAUGCUAAUGGAAAGGCCUUUGCCCUACAACUCUCCCUCAUACAAACAUCAUCUGGUAAUGGCUUUGAUAUAAAGACAGCAGAGGUUUUUCUGGCUCCUUCAUUGAGCCCCGUGUCACCACUUCCACCACAAGAUACCGAGGAGGCUGUGAUUCUGGGCUCCCUCAAGAACUCCUGGAGCUCCACAAGCAGACUCCUCAUGUCGGCUCUCCUCUAUCUC